Elephantulus edwardii (Cape elephant shrew) is the source of this 1767-nucleotide messenger RNA. RefSeq names its product acyl-CoA synthetase family member 3, mitochondrial-like. Bases 1 to 1767 code for a protein of 588 amino acids. Gene Ontology annotation, biological process: fatty acid metabolic process. The record is from RefSeq and is a predicted model, not a curated record. NCBI's taxonomy places the organism in Eukaryota, Metazoa, Chordata, Mammalia, Macroscelidea, Macroscelididae. Gene Ontology annotation, molecular function: medium-chain fatty acid-CoA ligase activity. The transcript has a single exon.
AUGCAUCCCUCCUUGAAGCUGCCCCUCAGGCACCUGGCCAUGGCCUGGGCCUGGGUCUCGGGCUGGCCAGCCUCUCAGAGGCACAGAUGUUUGGGCCUUCUGCACACGGCCUCAUCCUUGCACCCUGAUAGCAGCGCCCCCGUGUUCACCCGGGCGUUGGCCUUCAGGGACAGGACAGCUGUCGUGGACCGGCAUGGCCACCACACAUACGAGGACCUGUACUGGUGGAGCCUGUGCCUGUCCCAGAAAAUCUGCAGACUCCGGGCCUGCCCUGGCCGUGACCUUGGCCAGGAGCGGAUCUCCUUCCUGUGUCCCAAUGAUGCCUCCUAUGUGGUGGCACAGUGGGCCUCCUGGAUGAGCGGGGGUAUCGCGGUCCCCCUACACAACAAACACCCCGCACCCCAGUUGGAGUACUUCAUCCGGGACUCCUGCAGUUCCGUGGUCCUGGCCAGCCCUGAGCACCUGGAGCUCAUAGGCCCUGUGGCCAGCAGACUUGGGGUCCCACUGCUGCCUCUCUCCCCUGACCUCUGCACUGGAACAGCAGAGGGCCCAAGAGAAGAAGGGCCAGCACCUGACUGGACAGAGUGGAACUGGAAGGAGCGGGGUGCCAUGAUCAUCUACACAAGCGGUACCACGGGCCCGCCCAAGGGAGUCCUCAGCACCCAUCACAACCUCAGUGCCAUGGUGACAGGCUUGGUGCAUAAGUGGGCGUGGACACCAGAGGACGUCAUUCUGCACGUGCUCCCACUGCAUCAUGUCCAUGGUGUGGUCAACAAACUGUUGUGCCCUCUCUGGGUGGGUGCCAGCUGCGUGAUGCUGCCCGAGUUCAGUGCCCAGCAGGUGUGGGAGAAGUUCUUGAGCUCUGAGAGUCCACGCAUUAAUGUCUUCAUGGCAGUGCCCACCAUCUACUCCAAGCUGGUGGACUACUACGACCAGCACUUCACACAGCCUCACGUCCAGGAGUAUGUGCGGGCCAUGUGCCAGGAGAGAGUCAGGCUCAUGGUCUCGGGCUCAGCCGCACUGCCCGUCCCAGUGCUGGAGAAGUGGAGGAACAUCACGGGCCACACGCUGCUGGAGAGGUACGGCAUGACUGAGAUUGGCAUGGCCCUGUCCAACCCCCUGACUGCGGCCCGCCUGCCAGGUUCAGUAGGAACCCCACUGCCCGGAGUAGAGGUACGCAUCGCCUCAGAGAGCCCCAAGAGGGAGGCUGGCUCCUACAUUGUGCACGCAGAAGGGAAUGAGAAGGGGACCAAGGUGAGCCCAGGCUUCGAGGAGAAGGAAGGUGAGCUCCUGGUCCGCGGCCCCUCCGUGUUUCGAGAGUACUGGGGCAAGCCAGAAGAGACAAAGGCUGCCUUCACUCCUGAUGGCUGGUUUAAAACAGGUGACACAGUCGUAUUCAAGGACGGCAGGUACUGGGUCCGAGGACGGACGUCAGUGGACAUCAUCAAGAGUGGCGGCUACAAACUUAGCGCUCUGGAGAUAGAGCGGCACCUGCUGGCCCACCCCAGCAUAACAGAUGUGGCUGUGAUAGGCGUUCCCGACAUGACGUGGGGCCAGCGGGUCACUGCUGUGGUGACCCUCCACGACGGACACUCCCUGUCCCAGCAGGAACUUCGGGAGUGGGCGAGGGGGAUGCUGGCCCCGUAUGCUUUGCCCUCGGAGCUGCUGCUGGUGGAAGAGAUCCCCAGGAACCCCAUGGGGAAGGUCAACAAGAAGGAGCUGCUGCGUCAGUUCUACCCACAAGAGACCACCAGGCAGGGCAAGUAG